UGUCGUGGUCUCGGGCCGCGCCGCCGCCAGCCAUUGGCGCAGGCUUGACAAAGGGGCGUGGUCAGAACCGCGGCCCCGCCCCCAGCCAUAGUACUUAAAGGAAUUUGGCUCCCGGAGGGGGGAUCAUAGUGGCGCGGCCCGGCCUCGCGAGCAGAGUUGCCUACCGACCUUGCGCGACCCGGUGACCCCGGCUACCUAGGUCGCCCCGGCCACCAUGCCGCGCUCCUUCUUGGUCAGGAAGCCGACCGACCCCCGCCGGAAGCCUAACUAUAGCGAGCUGCAGGACGCGUGUGUGGAGUUCACCUUCCAGCAGCCCUACGACCAGGCCCACCUGCUGGCCGCCAUCCCUCCUCCCGAGGUCCUCAACCCCGCCGCCUCGCUGCCCACCCUCAUCUGGGACUCGCUCCUGGUGCCCCAAGUGCAGCCGAUUGCCUGGGCCACCCUCCCGCCGCGAGAGAGCCCCAGGGCGGCAGAGCUGACCUCGCUGUCUGAUGAGGACAGCGGCAAGAGCUCCCAGCCGCCCAGCCCGCCCUCCCCGGCGCCUUCAACCUUUUCCUCUACUUCGGCCUCGUCUCUGGAGGCCGAGGCCUUCAUCGCCUUCCCCGGCUUGAGUCAACUGCCCAAGCAGCUGGCCAGGCUCUCGGUGGUGGCCAAGGACCCCCAGUCCCGGAAGGCCUUCAACUGCAAAUAUUGCAACAAGGAGUACCUCAGCCUGGGCGCUCUGAAGAUGCACAUCCGAAGCCACACUCUGCCUUGCGUCUGCACGACCUGCGGAAAGGCCUUCUCCAGGCCCUGGCUGCUUCAGGGCCACGUCCGCACCCACACUGGUGAGAAGCCCUUCUCCUGCUCCCAUUGCAACCGUGCCUUUGCUGACCGAUCUAACCUGCGUGCCCACCUCCAGACCCACUCGGAUGUGAAGAAGUACCAGUGUCAGGCCUGCGCCCGCACCUUCUCCCGCAUGUCCUUGCUCCACAAACACCAAGAGUCUGGCUGCUCUGGAGGCCCUCGCUGACCCGCGCUGCCUCCCCAUCCUUUCUGGCGUCUCCCCGGUGCCCUGGAGCGCCCACCCUCCUCACUGCCAGGACUCCUUCCAGCCUUGGUGCCAGGGACCUGUGGAGGCCAUGUGUGGCCCUGGUUCCUGCUUGGCUCUCUUGGUGGCCUUUUCUGCAGCUGGCAGAUGGAGGGCGGAGUGCCUUGCUGCCCUCCCAGAGCCACCCCUCAGUAUUCAUGAGGUGUAGCCUCUGGGACACAGCUGCUUCGAGCCAUAGAACUAAAGCCAACCCACUGGCUGGGAAGCUUGAACCCCCCAGUCGGGGGAUCCCACUUCCCUACCUCCCCCAAGGACACUUCAGGACUCUUCUUUGAGGUACAACAGACUAUGCAAUAGUCCCACCCCGGACG
This is a messenger RNA of Acomys russatus (golden spiny mouse), 1401 nucleotides long. RefSeq names its product snail family transcriptional repressor 1 (gene Snai1). NCBI's taxonomy places the organism in Eukaryota, Metazoa, Chordata, Mammalia, Rodentia, Muridae. The record is from RefSeq and is a predicted model, not a curated record. Gene Ontology annotation, biological process: regulation of DNA-templated transcription. Gene Ontology annotation, molecular function: DNA-binding transcription factor activity, RNA polymerase II-specific; RNA polymerase II cis-regulatory region sequence-specific DNA binding.